Messenger RNA from Drechmeria coniospora, 762 nucleotides. RefSeq lists its product as uncharacterized. The transcript has 3 exons. Bases 1 to 762 code for a protein of 253 amino acids. The record is from RefSeq and is a predicted model, not a curated record. NCBI's taxonomy places the organism in Eukaryota, Fungi, Ascomycota, Sordariomycetes, Hypocreales, Ophiocordycipitaceae.
AUGACCAGUAAAGGAACUGGCUUAAUACGAUCUACGAUCACCUUGCUACCAACCGGAACAUUCUUGACUGGUACCGUAAUUAUUGUCGAUCCUAUAUCAUUAUCGAUCGUUACUCAGACAACGUUCGGACCAGUACCAGGAACAAGCACAAUCCCACCGCUACCUGGAUGUACGGUGAACUGCUUUACGCAUGUUAUUGUUACUGUAGCUCCAGCAGGCGGUACUAUUACCGAAUCCACAUACGGCCCUACACCUGGUACCAGUAUAGUUCUCCCAUCUGCUGGAUGUACAGGAUACUGCCCUACUAGAAUUAUCGUUACCGCCACUGGCGGCUUUAGUACUAUCUCUACUUUUGGACCGACUGCAGGAACGAUUAUUGUUACUGUAGCUCCUACAGGCGGCAUUAUUACCGAAUCUACAUACGGCACUAUACCUGGUACCAGCACAGUUCUCCCAUCUGUUGGAUGUACAGGAUACUGCCCCAUUAGAAUUAUCGUUACCGCUACUGGCGGCUUUAGCACCAUCUCUACCUUUGGACCGACUGCCGGAACUCGCACAAUUCCACCACCUCCUGAAUGUACAGUGAAUUGCUUUACCCAAGUUAUUGUUACUGUAGCUCCUACAGGCGGCACGAUUACCAAAUAUACAUACGGCCCUACACCUGGUACCAGCACAUCUCUCCCAUCUACUGGAUUACCAUUUCAACCACUGGACCGACUGCUGGAACUAGUACGAUUCCGCCACUACCUGGAUGUACAGUAA